Molecule: messenger RNA, 3324 nt
Organism: Penicilliopsis zonata CBS 506.65
Lineage: Eukaryota; Fungi; Ascomycota; Eurotiomycetes; Eurotiales; Aspergillaceae
Exons: 3
Coding region: 1-3324 (1107 amino acids)
Biological process (GO): protein phosphorylation; microtubule cytoskeleton organization; intracellular signal transduction
Cellular component (GO): cytoplasm
Molecular function (GO): protein serine/threonine kinase activity; ATP binding; tau-protein kinase activity
Source: RefSeq, a predicted model, not a curated record
AUGCCCGCCACUGCCCCCUCGUCUGCCUCGCCCACGGUUGUGCGCAGCCAUUCGACCUCCUCCCGGUCGCACUCCUACCGGCCGCCCUCGUCGGAACUGCCUCACCGCACGCGCAGUGUGGCUGUGAGGCCCUCCACCGCUGCUGCUGCUGCUACUGCUGCUUCUACCGCCGCUGCUGCUGUUACUACUACUGUUGCUGCUGCUUCCUCUCACGCAAAAUCGGCUACCCAGCCCCAUGACCACCGCCCGCCUUCCAACCACGCUGCCCAUAGAGACUUUGACGCCGCCAGAAAUUCCCGGUCGGCCUCGUCGCGUCGCGAUCCAUCCAGGGAUCUCUCCGAAGAGCGUCCUUCCACCGCGUACCGCACCGAAUCCAUCAGGAGGCAUCAUAAAACUCCCUCGACCCACAGUUACCAUCGAGAUAGCGCCGACCCGGCUGCGGCAGGGCCCGUCAUGUCGGACGCUGUCGCUGUCGCCGCCGCUCCUACGCCCAAUGCUACUACAUCCGGCACUUCCUAUUUGCAUCCCUCCAAUUCUACUCAAGCAAAGCGUCGCACCACCAUCACCACCCCCACCGGCCAAUGGGCCCUGGGGAAAACAAUCGGUGCCGGGAGCAUGGGUAAGGUCAAAUUGGCCAAAAGCCUAGAGACCGGCGAGCAGGUCGCUAUUAAGAUCGUUCCCCGACAGUCAUCGUCCGAGGAGCACCGCAACAGCCGAGACGCCGAGCGCGCCGAUCGCUCCAAGGAAAUUCGUACUGCUCGUGAGGCGGCCAUCGUCAGUCUGGUUCAUCAUCCGUACAUCUGCGGCAUGCGAGAUUUCGUACGUACCACAUACCACUGGUACAUGGUGUUUGAAUACGUCAAUGGAGGUCAGAUGUUGGACUAUAUCAUUUCCCAUGGGAAGCUCAAGGAGAAGCAAGCCAGGAAGUUUGCUCGCCAGAUUGCCAGCGCGUUAGACUACUGCCACCGCAACAGCAUCGUCCACCGCGACCUGAAGAUUGAGAACAUCCUGAUCAGCAAGACUGGUGACAUCAAGAUCAUCGACUUUGGUCUCAGCAACCUGUUCUCGCCCCGGAGUCUCCUCAAAACCUUCUGUGGCAGUCUCUACUUUGCAGCCCCGGAGCUGCUUCAAGCAAGACAGUACACCGGCCCAGAAGUAGACGUCUGGAGUUUUGGCAUCGUCUUGUAUGUUUUGGUCUGCGGCAAAGUCCCUUUUGAUGAUCAAAGCAUGCCACAACUCCAUGCCAAAAUCAAAAAGGGUGUCGUCGAAUAUCCUCAAGGACUUAGUUCAGAAUGUCGCCAUAUCAUUUCGCGCAUGUUGGUCACGGAUCCCAAACAGCGCGCCAGUCUCGCAGAGAUCAUGGCUCAUCCCUGGAUGAACAAGGGAUACCAUGGCCCUCCCGAGAACUAUCUACCUUCCAGAGAGCCACUGCAGCUUCCGUUAGAUCCAGAGGUUGUGGAGAAGAUGACGGGCUUCGAUUUUGGUCCUCCCGAAUACAUUACCGCUCAGCUCACCAAGGUUCUGGACUCGGACGACUACCAGCAUGCAGUACAAACAAAUUUACGUGAACAAUCAGCCCCCAACCUGUCGGAGAAGAAACGCGGCGUAUUCGAUUUUUACAAGCGCCGGAACUCGGCGAGUCGAGACACCCUGUCAGCCCCUUCGGCGGAGACGGUCCCCCUGGGCAACGAUCCUUUGAAUGCCUACAGUCCUCUGAUCUCCGUGUACCAACUGGUGAAAGAAAAGCUGGACCGGGAAAGAGCUGAGACUAACCCGGGCGCCGCGAGUAUGCCUCGCCCCUCUGGGGAGGCGAUGCUCCAGAUGCCUGACCUGCCGGUACCUCAGGCUGCUCAUACGAACCAGUACCAAGUCCCCGGAGAAAAGGAUACGGUCACGACUACGGGAGGACAGCGCUCGCGUCCCCGUGCGAGAACCCAUGGGGACGAUGAUCUCUCCAACGAAGUCAAGAAUCUGAACCUCGCUCCGCAGGCAGGAGCGGUGCCCCAGGCUCCUCUGACCCCUCAACCCGAGACUCCUAUCAAGAAGGAGAGCACUGCGGCCGGCAUACUGAGACGUUUCAGCACUCGUCGAGUCAAGGACCGUGGGCGCGAGAUGGAGCGGGAAAAGGUUCCAAACAGCCCUCAAACGCCCGCUCUAAAUGUUCAGCCUCCCGUCGAUUCGGCGUCACCACUUCACCGAGGGUUUAGUAUGAGACGGGCUCGGCGCGCGGAACAAUCGCCAUCCGCCAUCCCAUCGGGAGGCAGCCAGCCCCAACACCAGGAUCUGUUGAAGGCUCCAGGAUCGGCCGAGCCGGCCUCACGAUCCAACAAGUACCUGGAGCGCUCCACCAGCGUCAACUCGGCCGAUUAUCGGUCACGACGAACCCUACGCAGAGGCGAGCCAGACGCCGGGGAUCCGACAAUAUCCGCCGCUACGACGACGACAACGGCCACCACCGCCACUACCACCUCGCAUCAUCAUCAUCAUCACCACCACCACCACCAGCAGCCCCCGCCGACCAGCGGGUCUGACCAUCUGGCCUCCUCCUCCAGAGAUUCUCGGCCUUCGAUGGGAGGAGGGAGCCGCACACAUACCUCUCGAACUAUGUCGCUUGGCCAUGCUCGACGUGAGAGCAUCCAAGCUAGACGGGCCCGACGGGAGGCUGUGCGGGAGGCCAACGUCCCCGAGGAGACGGACGCUGACAUCUCGGGUGCUGGCAACGCGCUAGAAAGUGCCAACGAAGGGGAAGAUCUGUCCAAACCCGUCUACCUCAAGGGUCUGUUCAGUGUUUCAACCACGAGCAGCAAGCCCCUUUCGGUCAUUCGGGCGGACAUCAUGCGCGUACUCAAGCAGUUGUCCGUAGACUAUGUGGAAAUCAAAGGUGGCUUUAGCUGCCGACAUGCGCCCAGCAUCGAUCUCGAGAAAGUGGUCGACGUCUGCCCGCCGAGUCCUGAACGCCAGGGUCACGUCUCGAGUCACCGGCGUCGGAUCAGCUUUGGGGGUCUACUCGCCCACGAUGACCCCCGGGAAGAUGCCAGGCCCCCACGGCCCCAGCGCCGGGCCCCCGAUCGGAGCUUCGUGACCAACUCGGAGGGCUCUGACGAAUACGUAUCGCCCCGCGAGAACAACGGGGAGCGGGUCAUGGGCGAGACCACCACCCGUGUCCAGAGUGACACGGGAGAAAAUCUGAUCCUCCGGUUCGAGAUCCUGAUCGUCAAGGUCCCGCUCUUCUCUCUGCAUGGAAUCCAAUUCAAAAAGGUGUCAGGUGGUAUGUGGCAGUACCGGGAGAUGGCUAAGAAGAUCCUUGAUGCAUUGCGGCUGUAA